AUGGCUUGCAACACGUGUAGAUGUGGACUCAAUAAUACCCUGGUUUGUACCAAAAUAGCUUGCUUGGAAAAUAAAAUAUUAGAAGAAAUCGAAUAUAUUAAAUCAAUGGCAAAAAGAAGGCAGAAUGUUAAAUCUAAGAAUAAAAAUGAAUCUAAAAAAAUAAAUGAAUCUAAGAAAGGAAAAAACGCGCAAAAUGCUUUAAAGGAUUUUCCAACUUUGCCAAAAGGAGAUUGCGUUAUUGGAAAAAUUUACAGGAAAGGAUGUCGAAAAUGUUUUUGUAACGAAAAUAAGGUCCCCAUUUGUACGAAAACAUGCUCCGAAAAUUCAUCAUACAAAUUCAAUGAUGAGGAAAUAUUACAAAUGGAAACCCGGCCAUUGACGGAAUUAGAAGAGCUGCCUCACACGGGUUCUCAGUGUGAGCCUGGCAAGUCUUACCACGUCGAUUGUAACAGAUGCCUCUGCACGCAUAAAGGAGAUCUGGCUUGUACAUUUGUAUUGUGUAUGACAAUCGACAGUUUUGAGAAAGCUCAUACCGAUAUGCUUAAUGGACGUUCAUGUGAAAAAGACUUCAAGGAACUUUGCACUAAAUGUAAAUGUGUGAAAAAUAAAAGCGAGUGUAAAACAAUAGAAUCGUGCAAAAUUGAAUCAACCAAACAGCUACUGUCCACAGCGGGUCAGAAAAUAAAACUGACCCUCGAUACGAAGAAAGAUAAAUGUGUACCAAACUCUACUUACAAAGUUCAUUGCAACGAGUGCCACUGUCAGUCAGACGGUGCUCUAAGAUGUACCCAGAGAGUAUGCCUUAGCUAUUCGCAAGCAAAAAAUUUGAAAGAAACGGAAAAGUAUUUGCUAAAACACGGACUUUAAAUUUGCAAUCAUAUUCUAGAAAACAUUUGUAAGAUUCAAUAAUUAGUAUUACAAAUAAACAAUUGCAUUAUAUG
This is a messenger RNA of Melitaea cinxia (Glanville fritillary), 941 nucleotides long. RefSeq lists its product as uncharacterized. Gene Ontology annotation, molecular function: peptidase inhibitor activity. The coding region runs from base 1 to 867 and encodes 288 amino acids. NCBI's taxonomy places the organism in Eukaryota, Metazoa, Arthropoda, Insecta, Lepidoptera, Nymphalidae. The record is from RefSeq and is a predicted model, not a curated record. The transcript is spliced from 4 exons.